AUGCCGAUAAAUAGAUCGCCUCCUCUUACGGCUACAACUAAGUUAUCGCUCACUACGCCGGUGUUAGCCCCGUUGCAACAUAGUUCAUCCGUGCCGAAUAUUGCAAGCGAGGAUCGCGAGAAGCGUCCGGAAUGUGACAUUCCUAACAUUACUCAACGUAAUAAACGUAAGUGUUUGGAUUUGGAUUUGGAUACCCAACACGACAACCAAAUAUCAGUUUUUAUGUCUGAGAUGAAAACCAUGUUUCUUGAAUUUAAGGAACAGCAGGAUAAAAAAAUUGAGAAGAUUUACACAUCAAUUGAGGAGAUUAAAGCCCAAAACGUGACUAUUCAAUCUACGGUCACUUUCUUGUCACAGAAUUACGAUGCGCUACAGGAUAGAAUCAAUCAAUUGGAGACACAACUUGUGACAGAAAGAGAAACUAAUUUGUUGCAUCUACAAAAAUUGGAAGACAAUCUUGAAAAAAUGGAGCGGGGAGCUAGGUCUACAUGUGUGGAAAUAAGAAAUAUACCAGUUAAACCUCAGGAGUCCAAGGAAUCUCUUGCUGCAAUGGUUACCAGGAUUGGGCGACAAUGGAUGGCGGAAUUAAAAAUCCAAUUGCCAGUAGUACGCUACGAGUGUAAUAAUGUUAAUAUUAAAGAUAAUUUAUUUGAUAUGUCUACCCGCAGUUCCAGAUACUGUAAGGCGUUCGCUGAUGGUUUGGGCCGAUUCACGGGAGGCACGGUGAGCAUUCACGUCCGCGAAGGGGCACGACCGGUGUUCAUGCGCGCUCGCCCACUCGCGCUGGCUUUACGGGAGCCAGUGGAACGCGCCCUGGCCCAGAUUCAGCGCGACGGCAUCCUCUCACCAGUGGAGCGCUCCGACUGUGCGACACCUAUCGUACCGGUGGUUAAAAAGGACGGUAAUAUAAGAAUUUGUGCAGUGUGA
Arctia plantaginis is the source of this 927-nucleotide messenger RNA. NCBI's taxonomy places the organism in Eukaryota, Metazoa, Arthropoda, Insecta, Lepidoptera, Erebidae. The record is from the annotation of a GenBank genome assembly.